ACAUGGCGCUAAGCACUGUUAUUUUCAAUUUUAAGCUCAAAGUGGAAAAAGCGCGGUACAUUAAAAAUGCCAAGUGAAAUAAUUACCCUGCAACUAGGCCAAUGCGGCAAUCAGAUUGGCUUUGAGUUUUGGAAGCGCCUGUGCCUGGAGCAUGGCAUUUCGCCGGAUGGGGUGCUUGAAGACUUUGCGGCCGACGGACACGAUCGCAAGGAUGUGUUCUUCUACCAGGCGGACGACAACCAUUAUAUACCACGUGCCGUACUUCUAGAUCUAGAACCUCGCGUCAUUCACAACAUCAUGAGCUCGCCCUAUGCCAAGCUAUACAAUCCGGAGAACGUCUACUUGUCCAAGCAUGGUGGCGGUGCUGGCAACAACUGGGCUUCUGGCUUCAGCCAAGGGGAAAAGGUGCAGGAGGAGGUGUUCGACAUAAUUGAUCGGGAGGCCGAUGGUAGCGACUCGCUCGAGGGCUUUGUGCUGUGCCACUCCAUAGCCGGCGGCACAGGCUCAGGCAUGGGGUCCUACGUGCUCGAACGCCUGUCCGACCGAUUUCCGAAGAAGCUCAUUCAGACGUACAGCGUUUUCCCCAAUCAGGACGAGAUCAGCGAUGUUGUUGUGCAGCCGUACAAUUCGAUACUCACCCUAAAGCGGCUGACAAAGUGCGCAGACUGUGUCGUGGUGCUAGACAACACGGCCUUGAACCGUAUAGCCACCGAGCGGCUUCACAUACAAACGCCCACAUUCACCCAGAUCAACAACCUGGUGUCUACUAUCAUGAGCGUUAGCACAACCACCUUGCGCUAUCCCUCCUACAUGAACAACAAUCUGAUUGGUCUGACGGCGCCGUUAAUUCCUACGCCGCAGCUUCACUUCCUCAUGACGGGCUACACGCCGCUGAUCACAGACCUCGAGACCAAGACAAAUGUGCGCAGGACAACUGUUUUGGAUGUGAUGCGCCGCUUGCUGCAGCCGAAGAACAUGAUGGUGUCAUCCACCGCCGACAAGCGACACUGUUACAUCUCCAUAUUAAACAUUAUACAGGGCGAGGUGGAUCCCACGCAGGUGCACAAGUCACUGCAGCGAAUACGAGAGCGCAAGCUGGCGCAGUUUAUACCCUGGGGCCCGGCUAGCAUUCAGGUAGCGCUAUCACGUAGCUCGCCCUACGUCCAGACAGCGCACAAAGUGUCCGGCCUGAUGAUGGCCAAUCACACGGGCGUAAGUGCUCUCUUCAAUCGUGCUCUGGCCCAGUAUGACAAGCUGAAGAAGCGCAACGCCUUUCUGGAUCAGUUUCGGCGGGAGCCCAUGUUUCAAGAUGAUCUGACCGAGCUGGAUUUGGCGCGCGACACGGUUGACUGCCUGGUGCAGGAGUACGAGGCAGCUACACAGAUGGACUACCGACACUGGAGUCCGCUAUCAAAUGGUGUCAAGGCGUAAGCCCUUUUAAAAAACAUCUUCUAGCGAGCUUAUAAAAUGAAUCUCAUAAUCUGUGAAGUCUAGCUUAGUAGACUGUGAUUAUCCACUAUCCUGAACCAAAUAAAAAUAGAAACUAAUUAAAAAUGUGCGCUGGUUGGCUAGAUCUGCAACCCUCAGCAGACCAGUCAUGUAAUUCCUCUAUAAAUCGUUGAAGGCUUUCUGUAGGUCUAUUUAGCAUUACUUUGGUACUGGAAUCCAACGAUCUUUCAGAAUUUGCAUAUUGUAUGAAAUAAAAGAAGUUUAUAACAAAUAAAGAAUAAACCAUCA
This is a messenger RNA of Drosophila montana, 1737 nucleotides long. RefSeq names its product gamma-Tubulin at 37C (gene gammaTub37C). Gene Ontology annotation, molecular function: structural constituent of cytoskeleton; GTP binding. Bases 67 to 1431 code for a protein of 454 amino acids. The transcript is spliced from 4 exons. Gene Ontology annotation, cellular component: gamma-tubulin complex; nucleus; cytoplasm. The record is from RefSeq and is a predicted model, not a curated record. Gene Ontology annotation, biological process: mitotic spindle organization; meiotic spindle organization; microtubule nucleation. NCBI's taxonomy places the organism in Eukaryota, Metazoa, Arthropoda, Insecta, Diptera, Drosophilidae.